UUUUUUAAUCUCUCUGUCGCUCUACCUCACAAACACGAAACUCUCUGCCUUUCCUUUUCUUAUCUUCCCCGCUUCGCCAUUUUUUUUUUCUCUUCUGUUCUCUCAUCAGUCGUCAAAUCCCAAAUCUCUAAGAAUGGCGACGGCUCAGUUUCAACUCAGCGGACGCAAACCUCUCCAACCAAAGAAUUUUGCGGCUAUCGGCGACGACAACAUUGUGGUAGUGAGCAAGGAAGGCUCAAAGAUUAAGCAAACAAAGUCAAAGCCAAGCAAGGUCAAGAACGGAUGGGUGGAGAUCUGGGUGGCGGACGAUUCCAACAAGGAGAACCAUGCAUCACAUUCCCGCGUACGCUACGCCUACGCCCGCGAAGAAGAUUGAGGUGUUGGAUUUGGAUUCGUCGUUGGCGGAGGAGCUCAGCGCCUUCAGGAAGAAGCUGGAGCGGCUGAGGUUGGAUAAGGAGAAGACGGAAAGGAUGUUGAAAGAGAGGGAUGCUGUGCUGCAUUUCCAAAUGAAGGAGCUGGGAGACAGAGGUCAGAUUCAGAAACAGCUCGAAAUCGAGGUUGAUAGGUUGUUCAGAUUAAAGGAGCUCAAAUCUUAUUGCAUGAGGAUAUCUCCAAUAAAAUCUCUGAGGGAGAGACAACAGGAUGACAAGAAGAUUAAUGGAGGGCAAUUGCAUUCGCUGGAAAUAAAAGCUGAAGAUUCAGAGGAGGAAUCCGUGGAUGAAAACACGUUGCAGAGUCCAACCCCAUCAGAUUCUUCUGAAUUUCAUAUAGAGAAUAUUGAUGAUUAAAAAUCAUGUCCAAAGAGCUUUCUCUUUUUGCUUUUGUGUUUCUUCGUUAUUUGAGGGAGAGGACUGAUUGAUGGAUCUCCUGUUUCGUUUUGAAAGGAAAUAGAAUAUAAUAUCUCAUUAUGGUAA
This is a messenger RNA of Theobroma umbraticum, 914 nucleotides long. RefSeq names its product myelin transcription factor. The record is from RefSeq and is a predicted model, not a curated record. Lineage: Eukaryota; Viridiplantae; Streptophyta; Magnoliopsida; Malvales; Malvaceae.